GUUUGUGCGGGUAACGCUGGAACUCGCAAAGCACCGGCUCGUCUUCCGCCGUCGAAAGGGAAACGGACCGCCUCCUCACCGCGGCGGCCUCCAUGGGCGACCUCACCACCUCGCCGGCGAGCGAGGUGCCGUUCCGCAUCAGCUUCUCCGGCCACGGCGGCCACCUCCGCCUCGACCCGACGCCCAAUCCUCCCAGCCCUGUACCGGAGUUCGUCCUGCCGCCGGCUUACCCACCGGAGAGCCCGAGCAGCGUGAGGGAGUACCUCGAGGCAAACUACCUCAACCCGGAGCUCCACCUCCCCACCGCGGCCGAUGGCGGGAGGGUGUGGGACCUGGACUGGUUCGCUCUGGCUAGGCCGCCGCUGGAGCCCUCCGCGCCGCGCACCAUGCUCGUGCCCGCGUGGGAGCCGCCGUUCCGCCGCCGCCGGCCUCCAUUGUCGUCGUCGUCCCUGGAGUCGCAAGUGUGGGAUCCUGAGUCUGUGCAGAUGGAUAUGAGCGACGUGUUUGAUUCGGGAACCCCUGGGAUAUCGCCACGGAUGCCUGGCCCCGCGAAGGAUUUUGUGAGGGGGAGCGUCAACAACCGGCCGUUCCGCCCAGGGGGGCUGCAUGAUGAUGCGACCGGGGCGGCAGCUUUGGAGAAGGCAUUUCCAGAGGGUGCACGAAAUGGUGAUUGGGUACGCGAGCUUAUGAGUGGAGGACCUGCACAGGUUACACCUCCAGGAUUCCGCAAGAGAUUGGACCUUGGCAAUCUGAAGGAGUAUAAAAGCCAUUGGAAGUGUUACCAGGAUGGAAAAUGUGUAGAAGAACACCCUACAUCUUCAUCGAAUGACACGAUGGAUAAGUACUCGCUACAGUUUGAUGAUCUAUUCAAGAUAGCCUGGGAGGAAGAUGCUGACGAUAAGGUGUCACGUGAAGAUGAUGUUCAGCAAUCAGUUGGAGAUGAAGAGACCAGUGAUGUUGAUAAACAAAAUAUUGACAGACUGCAAGAUGCUUCUGAAAUUCUAGAAAAGCCAGACAUUGAGAAACAGAAAGAUGAUGCCCUAGGAGAUGUUUCAGAAGCUCAAACAGAGUUGGAUCAAAUGUUGUCAUCAUCAGUUAUAGAUACUAGCAGAGAUUCAAGUGGAUCGGGUGGUGACAGUCUGGCAAAGGAGGGGAAGGUUUGGGCACUUGUUGGUGGGGAUGAAGACAUUCUGACUAACUUCUAUAAACUUGUUCCAGAUAUGGCAAUCGAGUUUCCAUUUGAAUUAGAUAAAUUCCAGAAGGAGGCCAUAUAUUAUCUUGAGAAAGGUGAAUCAGUCUUUGUGGCGGCUCAUACAUCGGCAGGAAAGACGGUUGUUGCAGAGUAUGCAUUCGCUUUAGCAACAAAACAUUGCACCCGGGCUGUCUAUACUGCUCCCAUUAAAACUAUCAGCAACCAAAAAUACCGAGAUUUCUGUGGGAAGUUUGAUGUGGGACUUCUUACUGGAGAUGUCAGUAUCAGGCCAGAGGCGACUUGCUUAAUUAUGACAACAGAAAUAUUACGUUCAAUGCUCUACAGAGGCGCUGACAUCAUACGUGAUAUUGAAUGGGUAAUUUUUGAUGAAGUGCAUUAUGUAAAUGAUGCUGAGAGAGGUGUAGUUUGGGAGGAAGUUAUUAUAAUGCUCCCAAAGCACAUUAACAUUGUGCUCCUUUCAGCAACGGUUCCAAACACAGUUGAAUUUGCUGACUGGAUUGGUCGUACAAAGCAGAAGAAAAUUCGUGUCACAUCGACCAAUAAAAGGCCCGUUCCCCUUGAGCACUGUUUGUUCUACUCCGGAGAAGUGUUCAAAAUAUGCGAGAAAGAUGCAUUUCUUACUCAAGGAUAUAGAGAAGCCAAGGAAGCUUAUAAAAAGAAAAAUUCGAACAAGCUUGGAACGAAACCUGGUUCAAAACCAGGAACAAAUGCAGCACGUGCUGGAACUCAAGGCAGAAAUCCAGCUACAUCUAAUAGAGGAAGAGAUCAGAAAAAUCCAAAGCACCACCACGCCAGCUCAUCAGCUGCUGCAGUUCAACAAAGCACCUCAGGGCCAAGGAGAUCGGAGUCUUCAUUCUGGAUGCCCCUCAUAAAUAACCUUUUGAAGAAAUCCCUUGUGCCUGUGGUAAUUUUUUGCUUCUCAAAAAACCGAUGUGAUAAAUCAGCAGAGAGCAUGUUUGGUGCAGAUCUCACCAGCAACUCAGAGAAAAGUGAAAUCCGCCUCUUCUGUGACAAGGCCUUUUCACGCCUUAAAGGAUCUGAUAGGAGCCUUCCGCAGGUUGUAGGAAUACAAAGCCUUCUACGGAGAGGGAUUGGAGUACACCAUGCUGGACUUCUUCCUAUUGUGAAAGAAGUAGUUGAAAUGCUAUUUUGUCGUGGUGUCAUCAAGGUGUUAUUUUCUACCGAGACAUUUGCAAUGGGUGUUAAUGCUCCAGCGAGGACGGUUGUGUUUGAUUCCUUAAGAAAGUUCGAUGGAAAAGAACAUCGGAAGUUACUUCCAGGGGAGUAUAUUCAAAUGGCUGGGCGAGCUGGCAGGAGAGGGCUUGAUAACAUUGGUACAGUGAUUGUUAUGUGUCGUGAUGAAAUUCCUGAAGAAAGUGACUUGAAGAAUUUGAUUGUUGGAAAACCAACUCGACUGGAAUCUCAAUUUCGGUUAACAUACACUAUGAUACUACAUCUUCUACGCGUGGAGGAACUCAAGGUGGAGGACAUGCUAAAGAGAAGUUUUGCAGAAUUCCAUGCCCAAAAGAAUUUGCCUGAGAAGGAAAAGCUGCUUCUGCAAAUGCUUCGUCAACCCACAAAGACAAUUGAGUGCAUAAAAGGAGAACCGGCUAUUGAAGAAUACUACGAGAUGGCCUUAGAAGCUGAGGCACACAGAGAAUCUAUUACAGAAGCAAUUAUGCAGUUGUCCGCUUCUCAACAGGCCCUUAUACCUGGCCGGCUGGUUGUUGUUAAAUCCAAAUCAGAUGAUGAUCACUUGCUCGGUGUAAUUGUGAAAACUCCAUCUGCUGCACUAAAGCAAUAUAUUGUUCUUGUACUGACUGGUGAUUGCACAUCAUCUGCACUUGCUCCUGAUUCAUCCAACCAGAAUGAAAAGGAAGCAGGAGAUUUUAAACAAGGAUACUUUGUUGUCCCAAAAGGAAAACGCGGCAUGGAAGAUGAAUAUUUCUCAUCUGUCAGCAAACGAAAAGGUUCAGGUGUUAUCAAUAUCAAGCUACCGUACAAGGGAGAUGCAUCUGGAACAGGUUUUGAAGUUAGAGCAAUAGAUAGUAAAGAGAUUAUGAGUAUAUGCACCAGCAAAAUAAAGAUUGAUCAAGUCGGACUCCUUGAGGAUCCUAGCAAAACAAUUUAUGCUAAAACUGUCCAGAUGCUUAAACAGGAGCAACCAGAUGGAAACAAGUAUCCUGCUGCUUUAGAUGCGAUAAAAGAUCUAAAAUUGAAAGACAUGCUUCUCAUUGAAAACUAUCAUGCAUACCAAAGGUUACUGCAAAAAAUGUCUGAAAAUAAGUGCCAUGGUUGUAUAAAAUUAAAGGAGCAUAUUGCAUUGAUGAAGGAGCAAAAGGUGUACAAGGAUCAGUUGAGUGAAUUGAAAUAUCAAAUGUCAGAUGAGGCACUUCAACAGAUGCCAGAGUUUCAGGGCAGAAUCGAUGUACUAAAGGAAAUCCAUUACAUUGAUUCUGAUCUAGUUGUACAACUUAAGGGCCGAGUAGCCUGUGAAAUGAACUCAGGCGAGGAGUUGAUAUCAACUGAAUGCCUGUUUGAGAAUCAAUUCGAUGACCUAGAACCUGAAGAAGCUGUUGCUAUCAUGUCCGCAUUGGUCUUCCAACAGAGGAAUACGUCAGAACCAUCUCUUACUCCAAAAUUGGCAGAUGCCAGAAAGAGGAUUUAUGAUACAGCAAUCAGAUUGGGAAAGCUUCAACGAGAGUUCAAGGUGCCUGUGGAUCCUGAGGAAUAUGCCCGUGAUAAUCUCAAGUUCGGGCUAGUUGAAGUCGUGUACGAAUGGGCAAAGGGAACCCCUUUCGCAGACAUCUGUGAACUGACAGAUGUAUCUGAAGGUCUCAUCGUAAGAACAAUCGUGCGGUUGGAUGAAACAUGCAGGGAGUUCAGGAAUGCGGCUUCCAUCAUGGGGAACUCGGCGUUGUACAAGAAAAUGGAGACCGCCUCCAAUGCCAUCAAACGUGACAUCGUCUUUGCAGCAAGCUUGUAUAUUACAGGGAUAUGAUGCAUUUAAUCAUGUAUCCUAAUCCUUUUGCUUUACUUCUAGGCCAUGAUGUUUGUAAGUAGAGGAAUCCCAUUUAUGCAUAUCAAGUUUCUGUGCACAGUCCCAGCCUUAACAACAGUUAGGGAUGAUGAAAACGGAUCGAAUACGGUUGGAAACUAGCUCUAUCAUAUUCGUUUUCAUAUUUUUUUUCGGAAUCGAAAUCGGAAU
This is a messenger RNA of Oryza brachyantha (malo sina), 4421 nucleotides long. Its product is annotated as DExH-box ATP-dependent RNA helicase DExH11. Lineage: Eukaryota; Viridiplantae; Streptophyta; Magnoliopsida; Poales; Poaceae. The record is from RefSeq and is a predicted model, not a curated record. Gene Ontology annotation, biological process: nuclear-transcribed mRNA catabolic process, 3'-5' exonucleolytic nonsense-mediated decay. Gene Ontology annotation, cellular component: Ski complex. Gene Ontology annotation, molecular function: RNA binding; ATP binding; RNA helicase activity. Bases 93 to 4214 code for a protein of 1373 amino acids. The transcript has 22 exons.